CUCAAAUUGCGACACUUCCUCUUUUCACCCACAGCAUUCCCUUCCCGUUAUCUUUCACUCUGCUUUUUCUGCAUGAAAAAAAGACGAGUCAAGUACUCUAUAUUGUUUCCUGGAAAUGGAGGGCACUGAGUCAACAACUAGACAGGAGAGAACAAAUGGGGAUCAGGGGACAGACAGCAAUGUGCUGCUCUCCAACAAGCCUCUGCAUCGCUUUGUCCAAAAGGAGCCCAGAAGUCUUGGGAUUGUCGUUCUGAUCUUUGGCUGUGCUGAGCUGUUAAUGGGAUUUCAACUGGCCGGCCAAAAUACGGCAUCCUCUAAUGGAAUAUACAUUCCCUUUUGGCAGGGAGCUCUGUUUCUUGCCUGUGGAAUCCUGUCCAUCUACACUGAGUUGCAUCCUUCCAAGAAGAUGGUGACCGUGUGUUUGGCCAUCUAUGUGGUUUCCAUCUUUGGAAUCAUUAUCUCUAUGCUUUACAGGAUUCCCCUCUUAAUUCGGUUUAACUGGAUCGAGCUGCUUGGUAUUGAGGCCAUUUUGUUCAUAUCCUCUUUUUGCGUGUCACUGAUUCUCAUUUUCUUAACUACUGUCGCACGUUUUGCACUGAAGUCCACACAAACCCAGAUCAUCCUCCAGCAAAUUCCACUACCAAGAAGUGAAACAACAUCAAACUGAGGUCAACCUUUUCAAGUAUUCCUCUACGAUAUGUGACACUGUUCUUACUGCAAGUAACCUUCAAAGACAGCAUAAUCACAUGUAAAUAGUUAGUUGUUCUUUUGUGAUGCUUCUUUUGGAACAAAAGUAAUUUCUGUCAUCUCUGUGAGAAAGCUAAUUUAGAACUUAUGGGAACAUAAACACUAAUCUGUCGAGCAUCCCUAAUGUGUCCCUGCUGCACAUCUCUGUAUCUCUUAUGGACCACAUUGACUCAAUGUUUUGACCCAAGCAAGACGCCAUAUGUCUUGUCUUUGGGUGACAUUGGAGCCACUCAACAUUUGUUAGUGCCAUAACUUUGCUAUAAGUGCCAAAACUAGGACAGUAUCUGGUGGUAAUGUUGAUGUUUUAUGACACUGGCAAAGAACCAAAAAAAAAAAGGAGUCCAACCAUAAAAAUUUUUAAUUUAUGUGAUGUUAUGGACAUUUUCUGGAAGCCUUUAAAGCACUGUGCUGUAAACAUUUGCUACCAUCUACAUUACAAAUGUUUGCACAGUUUGAGGAAUUCCAGGAAAAUCUGCAGAAAUCAGACUUUAAAAUGAACUUUUUCUCUUUUUGUAAUGGAGCAUUACAGUUUUUAUAAAAACAGAUAUUUGUUAGAAAUUCCCUUUUUAUUGUUAAUGUCUGACAAUUUGCCUCCUUGCUAGAGCUUUAUUAACUUGGAAACCAUGUGUAUUAUGUAUGAUAAAGACAAGACUGUCAUCUUUUCGGAGAUGCCCAAACUUUUGCAUCUAAUUAUAUCUGCAUUAUUAUUAAUCUUAUUCAUUUUAGACUAUCACUAAACUUUGUACUCAGUACUGUAUGUCUAGCUGAAGGCUUUUCACAGUAUGGCUUAUUGUGACUGCUUGAGUCAGUCAGGUCUGAGUUUUGGUUACAGGUCAGUACGAUGCCUGUGAAUAGUACUACAGGUCUUUAAAAUGUGUAUGUAUCUGUAUUCUGUAUCAGUGUUCUUCAAAGAAGAGGCUAAAACCUGUUGAGGUUGGCAUUAAGAGUAAAGCAAACUUGGAUGAACUCUGGUGAUGUGUCAAAAAUUACUUUAGUUAUGAUAAAAACAGGAAUAGCUG
Messenger RNA from Archocentrus centrarchus (flier cichlid), 1766 nucleotides. RefSeq names its product membrane-spanning 4-domains subfamily A member 4D-like. Bases 116 to 667 code for a protein of 183 amino acids. The transcript is spliced from 7 exons. The record is from RefSeq and is a predicted model, not a curated record. Lineage: Eukaryota; Metazoa; Chordata; Actinopteri; Cichliformes; Cichlidae.